AUGUCUAGUUUAAGUAUUGAUGCAAAAAUUCUCAACAUUACCACAGAUCAAUCUGCUCUUCUUGCCUUGAAAGCUCAUAUUUCUUACGACCCUCACCAUAUUUUGACAACAAAUUGGUCAUCCAGUACUUUAAUUUGCAAUUGGGUUGGUGUCACUUGUGGUUCCAAACAUCAUCGAGUCACAGCCUUGGACCUUUCUAACAAUGGUCUUGUAGGAACCAUUCCUCCGCAUAUAGGAAACCUUUCACUUCUUGUUAGCCUACGCCUCAGGAACAAUAGUUUUCAUGGCUCAAUGCCAAAUGAAUUGUCUCAUCUUUAUCGUUUGGAACUCUUGCAUUUCGGAUAUAACGAAUUGAGUGGAGAAAUCCCUUCAUGGAUAGGAUUGCUAACAAAACUUCAAAGUUUACUUCUCCCAUCCAACAAUUUCGAAGGCACUAUCCCAUCAUCUCUAUUUAACAGUACAUCUUCAUUGCAACAACUUGUACUUGAAGAUAAUCAGCUUUGGGCUCCAUACCAUCCUCUAUCUUCAAGAGCAUGUAGUCAGCUCCCAUCCUCUUUGUUCAAGUGCAAACAGCUGCAAUAUUUAAACUUGUUGUCUAGUAAUUUCUCAGGAAAACUAUCACCCGAAAUAGGGAACUUAACCCAGCUCCUAGUUUUGUAUCUUGCCUCCAACAACUUCGAAGGUGCAAUACCAAGUGAAAUUGGUAAUUUGCAGAACCUUGAGGUUUUCCAUUUGGGAAUUAACAAUUUUGCUGGCACAAUUCCACUGGAGAUAUUUAAUAUCUCAACAAUACAAGUGUUCUCCAUACUAGGAAAUCACCUUUCAGCGGUGCUUGAAUACCUUCAUCUUGGUUAUUCAACACCUAUUGUUUAUUGUGAUUUGAAGCUGAGCAAUGUCUUAUUAGAUGAAGAUAUGGUUGGACAUGUUGCUGAUUUUGGCAUUGCCAAACUCCUAAGUGAUGGAAUUUCUCUCACGCAAACAAUGACCAUGGCUACAAUUGGGUAUAUGGCACUAGAGUAUGGAUUUGGAGGAAUUGUUUCUACAAGAGGUGAUGUGUAUAAUUAUAGAAUCUUAUUGAUAGAAACUUUCACAAGAAAGAAGCCCGUUGAUGAUAUGUUUACCAGCGAAAUAAGCUUAAAGUGUUUAGUAGAAGAAUCAUUUUCGCUUUCGAUACUUGAAGUUAUUGAUGCCAAUUUGUUGAGCAAUGAAAAUGACUAUGCUGCUAUGGAGACCUGCUUAUCAACAACUAUGGGCUUGGCUUUACAUUAUUGUGCAGAUUUGCCUGAACAGAGAAUCAAUAUGAAAAAUGUUUUAGCAAGACUUAACAAGAUCAAAUUAAAGUAUCUACAUGAUCAUAGAGGAGGGUAA
This is a messenger RNA of Carya illinoinensis, 1368 nucleotides long. RefSeq names its product LRR receptor-like serine/threonine-protein kinase GSO1. The transcript is spliced from 5 exons. Gene Ontology annotation, biological process: protein phosphorylation. The coding region runs from base 1 to 1368 and encodes 455 amino acids. The record is from RefSeq and is a predicted model, not a curated record. NCBI's taxonomy places the organism in Eukaryota, Viridiplantae, Streptophyta, Magnoliopsida, Fagales, Juglandaceae. Gene Ontology annotation, molecular function: protein kinase activity; ATP binding; protein binding.